Molecule: messenger RNA, 105 nt
Organism: Heterostelium album PN500
Lineage: Eukaryota; Evosea; Eumycetozoa; Acytosteliales; Acytosteliaceae
Exons: 1
Coding region: 1-105 (34 amino acids)
Source: RefSeq, a predicted model, not a curated record
AUGAAUCAGUCACCUCAACCAACAAGAGCUGGUGGUGGCUGGGUUAAAGUAUCGAAAAAUACAUUAAGUGCUGGCGAAACUGUAGGUAAUCAAGCAUAUUCAUAA